Messenger RNA from Episyrphus balteatus (marmalade hoverfly), 1361 nucleotides. It is a transcript of the gene CAHbeta, whose product is annotated as beta carbonic anhydrase 1. The transcript is spliced from 4 exons. Gene Ontology annotation, molecular function: zinc ion binding; carbonate dehydratase activity. The coding region runs from base 526 to 1293 and encodes 255 amino acids. The record is from RefSeq and is a predicted model, not a curated record. Lineage: Eukaryota; Metazoa; Arthropoda; Insecta; Diptera; Syrphidae.
UGAAGCACUCUCAUUUGGAGAAUUUAGCUAAAAGCUUUCCUCAUCCCAUCCAGUAAGUAGCUAGGUAUAAUUCCGUCAUCGUUCCAAAGUAUGAGUUCAUUUUGAUAUCGAUGAUGCCGUCUAUUAAAGCCUAAAGUUGUUUAGAUUUUUUCUUUCGACAGUUCGCUUUUCACACUUGUACCUAUAUCAGCGGAACUCGCGUUUAUUAAGUAUCAAUAUAAUUUCGAAAAACUGGGCCAAAACGUGUGUUUGGUAGCACAGUCUUUAGUCUUUAACAAACGACCAACCUGUUUUUUUAAUUUUCUAAGUUCUGUGCAUUCAAAAACAAAAUGUAUUAAACAAAAGAAAGAAGCUUUUUGAAUUUACAAUAUUUAUAAGUUGCAUUUGAUUUGGAAGAAAGUAACAUACACAACGAAUUAAUUAGCAUAUUUAGUUGAACCAUAAAAACCAAAAAAAAACACGGCCUUUGAUUUGAAAAAAAAAAAAAUAAAUAAAUUAAUAAACAACAAAAACAACCUAAAAAGAAUGAACAGAAUAUUGCGAGGUAUUCUACUCUAUCGGAAUACAGACCGACUGCAGAUGGUUAAGGAAUUUGAACAAGUUCGCGACCACCCUGAGCCAAAAGCUGUGUUCUUCACAUGUAUGGACAGUCGAAUGAUUCCUACAAGGUUUACCGAGACUCACGUUGGGGACAUGUUUGUUGUGCGAAAUCCAGGCAAUGUCAUUCCUCAUGCACAUCACUUUGAAGAUGAGUACUUUAGCUGUGAACCCGCUGCUCUGGAACUCGGCUGUGUGAUAAACAGUGUGCGACACAUUAUCGUGUGCGGCCAUAGCGAUUGCAAAGCAAUGAAUCUCCUUUAUCAAUUAAAAGAUCCUGAUUUUAGUUCACAAAAAAACCGACGUCUAUCUCCUCUUCGAUCGUGGAUGUGCACUCACGCUGGAUCUAGUUUAACCAAAUUUACCGAAUGGAAAAACAACGGAAUGAAAGAUCCUCUUAUAUUUUCCUCAGAAACGCCAACAAGAAAAUUUGUAGCAUACAUUGAUCCUGAAGACAAGUUUGCACUCGAAGAUAAACUCUCACAAAUAAAUACCCUACAUCAAGUUUCUAAUGUUGCAUCCUAUGGAUUUCUCAAGGAUAGAUUAAAAACACACGACUUGCAUAUUCACGCACUUUGGUUUGAUAUCUAUACAGGAGAUGUCUAUUUCUUUAGCCGAGGAGCUAAGAGAUUUGUUCCAGUCGAUGAAGAUAAUUUCCAUAAACUCUCCGAAGAAGUCCGAAAAUAUUAUUCAUAGAAAAAAGAAAAUGUAACAGCCAUGUUGAUUGAUUGGUUUAAAAAGACAUCGUGAUAUUUUUGUGUAAA